Messenger RNA from Melanotaenia boesemani (Boeseman's rainbowfish), 3338 nucleotides. It is a transcript of the gene map4k2, whose product is annotated as mitogen-activated protein kinase kinase kinase kinase 2. The record is from RefSeq and is a predicted model, not a curated record. The coding region runs from base 222 to 2840 and encodes 872 amino acids. NCBI's taxonomy places the organism in Eukaryota, Metazoa, Chordata, Actinopteri, Atheriniformes, Melanotaeniidae. The transcript has 32 exons. Gene Ontology annotation, biological process: protein phosphorylation. Gene Ontology annotation, molecular function: MAP kinase kinase kinase kinase activity; ATP binding.
CAGUGAUCUCUCUGCCGCGCGCUUCAGUCCUGUCAAUGAACGGCUCCGCGCGCCGUCUCCAGUCGUCGAUGCAGCAGCUUUAGUCGGGUCUCAUUAACAGAGAGCUGCUGGUUAGUUUUCAUUUUCCUGCUCCGACAGCAGCUGGGAUGUGCGAGUAGGAAAACCCGCUCCCACUGCUACCAGUGCAGCUCCCAGUGCAGCUGCUAGAGGAGUCUGCCAGCAUGGACAGGAUCGGGGUCUCAUUUCUGGACCCGCUGGAGGAUUACGAGUUAAUUCACCGGAUCGGGUGCGGUACCUACGGAGAUGUGUUCAAGGCUCGCAACAUCAGGACGUCUGUACUUGCAGCGAUUAAGAUUGUCAAGCUGGACCCUGGUGACGACAUCACGUCCAUCCAGCAGGAGAUCACCAUGAUGAAGGAGUGCAAACACAAAAACAUCGUGACCUACUUCGGCAGCUACCACAGAAACACCAAGCUGUGGAUCUGCAUGGAGUUCUGCGGAGGAGGGUCACUGCAGGAUAUUUACCAGGUAACUGGUCCAUUAAAGGAGAAGCAGAUAGCGUUUGUGUGCAGGGAAACCCUUCAGGGUUUGUAUCACCUGCAUGAAACAGGCAAAAUGCACAGAGACAUAAAGGGAGCAAACAUCCUUCUGACAGAGAGAGGAGAUGUGAAGCUGGCUGAUUUUGGAGUGGCAGCAGAGAUCAGCGCUUCAGUUGCCAAAAGGAAGUCUUUCAUUGGAACUCCCUACUGGAUGGCUCCGGAGGUGGCUGCAGUGGAAAAAAAGGGUGGCUACAACCACUUGUGUGACAUCUGGGCUGUUGGCAUCACCGCCAUUGAGCUGGCCGAACUCCAGCCGCCCAUGUUUGACCUCCACCCAAUGAGAGCUUUGAUGCUGAUGUCCAAGAGCAGUUUCCAGCCUCCAAGAUUGAAGGAUAAACCCAAGUGGUCUGCAGCUUUCCACAGCUUUGUGAAGAUGGCUCUAAUUAAAAACCCUCGUAAAAGGCCCUCGGCUGAGACGCUGCUGCAGCAUCCAUUUGUGACGCAGCUGCUGACCCGAAACCUGGUCAUCGAGCUGCUGGACAUGGCCAACAGCCCCGAGCUCCACACCCCUCUCACACUCAGCAUUGACGAGAGUGACUUGGAGGUUGGAGACGUGUCUCCUGACAAGAUUCAGUCUGCUGGAAAACAUCUGCCAGCAGAGAGGACGCUGUCUGAAGAACAAUUUGAUCAAGUAAAGUUUGGACCUCCACGGAGGAAAGUGACAGAGCCCUACCCUGAUCUGGGUUCCUACGAUGACGACUGGAGUCUGUCUGGAGAUGAAGACAACUCACCGAGCCUGUUGGAAUGUGUGGAGCAAGCUCUGGAGAUGAGGAGUUUAACCAUACGAAGGGCGCCAUCUGCAGAUGGAGGUAGGAAGAGUGCUUUGUUCAGUCCUUCUACCGCCUCCUUACCAGCCUUCAGGUGUUUAACCUCCAACACGGAGGACCCAGACCCAACGUUGAGGCCGAGCUGCACACUCAGCCCAGACUCCGCCAUCACGGCUGAUGCCAGCUCCACCACAGGCUUGUCCAGGUGUUCAGCCACACAGGACGUCAGACAGCGCUGCAGCGAUCCAUGCCUGCCUGUAGAGGACGCUGUUAUAGCAGAGAAGAGGAUGAUCACCACAGCUUCAUCUCUGAAAAGAGAAACACCGCUUUCACCGGAAUGGAGCACACUGAGGAGAAAGACGGAGGACUCUAGAGCUGAUUGUCAUGGACUUCCUCCCACCCCUCAAGUCCAUAUGGGAGCCUGCUUCUCCAAAGUUUUUAAUGGUUGUCCUCUAAAAAUCCACUGUGCCGUCACCUGGAUUUUACCUAAAACUAAAGAUCAGUAUCUUAUACUUGGGGCUGAAGAGGGCAUCUACACCCUGAACCUUAAUGAACUUCAUGAAGAUACACUAGAGAAGCUCCUCCCUCAGCGAUGUACAUGGCUUUAUGUUAUGAACAAUGUGCUGAUGUCUGUAUCAGGAAAGUCGUCCCAGCUUUAUUCCCACAGUCUGCCGGCUCUGUUUGACCAUAGAGGACAUCUGCACAAGAAGCACGUCAGUCUGUCGCUCAGCAGCAACCGCUUCGCUGAGAGGAUCAACCCCAGAAAGUUUGCCAUAUCUGUGAAAAUUCCAGACACUAAAGGCUGCAGGAGAUGUAGUGUAGCUAGAAACCCAUACACAGACAGUACGUUUCUAUGUGGGGCGGUUCCAUCUGGUCUGGUUCUACUGCUGUGGUACGAGCCUCUUCAGAAAUUCAUGCAUCUUAAGCACAUAGCAACCAAGCUGCCGGACUCUCUGCCAAUAUUUGAGCUGCUGGUGCUGGUUUCAGAUGAGUUUCCCCAGCUCUGUGUGGGGGUGAGACAGUGUAAUAAUGGGAAAACUGCAACCAGCCAGCAGCUCAAGUUUGAUAUAAUCGAACUGAAUGGCACACCUAUUUCAGUACCAGAUAAUGGAGCACUUAGAGCUGUACAGGUAACCCAGCUUGACGGGGACACUGUUCUUAUUGCAGUUGAAAAAACUGUUAAGAUCGUGAACCUGCGAGGGCUUCCAUCCAAAGAGUUGGCAGUUGAGUUGGUCUUUGGCUUCCCGAUUGAAACACUAGUCUGCUUACAGGAUAGUGUGCUGGCUUUCUGGAAGCAUGGCCUCAAAGGGAAGAGUUUCCAUUCGGAUGAGGUAACGCAAGAAAUUACAGAUGAGAGUCGAGUGUUCAGAGUUUUGGGAACAAACAGAGACAUCAUCCUUCAGAGUACGCCAACGGAUGAGCCGUCUUCACUGAGCAACCUCUACAUCUUGACUGGUCACGAGAGCAGCUACUGAGCAACUAAAAGACUCAUUUUCUUUAAGAGUUCACUGGAGAAGUAAAACAAUGUCCUAUUUGCCUGAAGAUGCAGCUGACCACACCAGCGUCUGAGAGACUCCAUCCAUGGACAAGUCUGGUCAACAUGAGUCACAGAUCCUCUAGAACUGCUAUUUUCAGAGCCUACGGCAUUGCCAUGUACCCUACACUGUAGCCUGAGCCAAUGUCCACCUCCACAGAAAGCUGAGACUGGCUUCUUGGUCUGUGUUUACAAGGCAAACUGCUGUAGGUCAAGACCCGAAACAGUAGCAGAUUGUAAUUAAAUCGUGUUCACUUAAAAUCAUAACAAAAUAUUCUGUCUGCAGCUAUUUUAGCAUUUUAAACACAGUCUGCCCGACUCUCUGUCUCUCUGUGAAACCAGCCAGUGAAAGGUUUUUCCUCAAAUACUGACCACAAACCCCAAUUUCCAAGAAAAUAAAGCAGGGAUGCUAAAAUUAAAUUAAAACUGAGUGCAAUGA